Messenger RNA from Postia placenta MAD-698-R-SB12, 930 nucleotides. RefSeq lists its product as hypothetical. The record is from RefSeq and is a predicted model, not a curated record. Lineage: Eukaryota; Fungi; Basidiomycota; Agaricomycetes; Polyporales; Adustoporiaceae. The transcript is spliced from 2 exons. The coding region runs from base 1 to 930 and encodes 309 amino acids.
AUGUCAAUUACGCCACCCUCCCCUGUCCUGCUUGCCUCGACGCGCCGCCUCCGGCACAACCAGGACGACCCAUCUGUGGCGUUGGACAGACAUCCGACUGCGCCUUCAGAUAUGGAAAUACACGUGGCGCCAUCGUUGCUGUCGAUCUGGUCGACAAACAGCGGCACAGCGCUCCUUCCGCCGCCUGGAGGUUCAAAGUCGAUGUCGGUCUCAUCCCGCUCCAAGUACACUUCGGCCCUUCGAGUGGCACUCGACGCGCUAGUAGAGCGGAUCAGAACUCUGUUCACUAUGCCUGCACGAUUUCCCAAGGCGACAGGACACGUUCCUGUGCAAGCCGUCAAUACUCUCGCCGACGCCCGUCAUACGGCAUUCAACGGGCUGUUGGAGCACAUAGGAGCUCUGCGCACGAUCCUCGCAGAAUCUACUGAGGCGGCAGGACGCUUUCUUGCGCGAGCUGCUAAAGCUCUUGUGGAAGUCAUUAAAUGGGCGUCCAAUAUUGUCGCGACAACGAUCGAGGCCAUUGUGAGGGUGAUUCUCCCAUUCCUUAAAUGGGAGCUUGGCCACGUGUGCAUUGGAGCAUUCUGGUCCCUCGCGUGCGGGCAUACCGGACGUUGGAUGUUAACAAGGGCUCUCCGGCACUCAGAAGCUACAAGCAUCGGAAUCAGUCGUGCAUCUGCGGCCGGAGGAGCCGGACUCGGCGCGGUACUGGGAGUGGGGUAUUUCAUACCAGACGCGCUGCAUGGGCUUUGGUCAUGGUUCAGUUUGAUCAUCGCUGGGAUUUUUGGGCAGGCUUUCGGAAAUUCCAUGUUGCACGGGAAGGAUUCUGGAACUCUGGAUGUUCACUAUGCGCUGCUCGCAGGCGUGUGUGGGGAGGUCUUGCUAUUGGUACUUAUGUUUAUUAUAGACCUUGCCAUCGAAUCCUUUGAUUGA